AUGUUAAGUCAGCCUUUCUCAAUGGGGAGUGAAAGCAAGGUUUACAAGCUGCACAAAGCUCUAUAUGGCUUGAAACAGGCGCCAAGAGCUUGGUAUAGCGAAAUUGAUAGCUAUUUUGCUGAGUGUGGUUUCACAAAGAAUCAAAGUGAGGCUACCCUUUAUAUCAAGACUAGAGGUGAAGCAAGCAUCUUGAUAAUGUCUAUAUAUGUAGAUGACAUAGUCUACACUGGAAAUAAUCAAGCAAUGUUAGAAGAAUUCAAGCAAGAUAUGAUGGAGAAAUAUGAGAUGACAGAUUUGGGACUCUUGCACCACUUCUUGGGGAUGAGAGUAAUUCAAACAAGCAGUGCUUGUUGGUGUUUGAAUUACUCUCAUCCCCAAGAAGUGGUACAGGAUUCGUCUGAGGUUCCGAGGAAUUCGGGGCGAGUCCUGUCAAAAGUGAAAUCUCAUCCUGACUUGGAAGCUUGUCUGAAUAAGUCAUGGCCAAACUUCAACAGUUCAAAAACAAAUAUGGCCUUCUGGAAAUAUGAAUACAACAAACACGGCAAGUGCUCUGAUGUUAAAGUAUCAACCCCAGCUUAG
Molecule: messenger RNA, 579 nt
Organism: Prunus armeniaca (apricot)
Lineage: Eukaryota; Viridiplantae; Streptophyta; Magnoliopsida; Rosales; Rosaceae
Source: the annotation of a GenBank genome assembly